CAGCCCCUCCAUGGACACCCAUCCCCUCCCUCCCCCCGGCUUCCUCCUCAGCAAUGGGAAUGGCCCCUGAAGUAUGAGCUUAGGCCAGGGCCAGCAUAUGGGUGAGGGGGUACCCCCUGGGGCUUGAGCUGCCCCGCACAGGAUGCCCCCUGCCCCCCACUCCAUGCCCUUGCUGCUGCUGCUGCUGCUGCUGUCUCUGCCCCAUGCCCAGGCUGCCUUUCCCCAGGACCCCAUCCCUCUGUUGACCUCUGACCUGCAGGGUACUUCUCCAUUAUCCUGGUUCCGGGGCCUGGAGGAGGAUGCUGUGGCUGCAGAACUUGGGCUGGACUUUCAGCGAUUCCUGACCUUGAACCGGACCUUGCUUGUGGCCGCCCGGGAUCACGUUUUCUCCUUCGAUCUUCAAGCCCAAGAAGAAGGGGAGGGGCUGGUGCCCAACAAGUUUCUGACAUGGAGGAGCCAAGAUGUGGAGAACUGCGCUGUUCGGGGAAGGCUGACGGACGAAUGCUACAACUACAUCCGUGUUCUUGUUCCCUGGGACUCGCAGACGCUCCUUGCCUGUGGAACAAACUCGUUCAGCCCCGUGUGCCGCAGUUACGGGAUAACUUCGCUGCAACAGGAGGGUGAGGAGCUGAGUGGGCAAGCUCGAUGCCCCUUUGACGCCACCCAGUCAAAUGUGGCCAUCUUUGCAGAGGGCAGUUUGUACUCGGCCACCGCAGCAGACUUCCAGGCCAGUGACGCUGUCGUUUACAGAAGUCUCGGACAGCAGCCUCCACUCCGUUCUGCCAAGUAUGACUCCAAGUGGUUGCGAGAGCCACACUUUGUCUACGCUUUGGAGCACGGAGACCACGUCUACUUCUUCUUCCGAGAGGUCUCUGUGGAGGAUGCCCGGCUGGGGAGGGUGCAGUUUUCCCGGGUAGCCCGGGUGUGUAAACGUGAUCGGGGUGGCUCACCUCGGGCCUUGGAUCGCCACUGGACAUCCUUCCUUAAGCUGAGGCUCAACUGCUCUGUCCCUGGGGACUCUACCUUCUACUUUGACGUCCUACAGGCCUUAACUGGGCCUGUGGACCUGCAUGGCCGCCCCGCCCUCUUUGGGGUCUUCACUACUCAAGCCAAUAGCAUUCCUGGGUCUGCAGUCUGCGCCUUCUACCUGGAUGACGUUGAGCGCGGGUUUGAGGGCAAGUUCAAGGAGCAGAGGAGCCUGGAUGGGGCCUGGGCUCCUGUGUCUGAGGACCGAGUCCCCUCCCCCAGGCCAGGGUCCUGUGCAGGUGUGGGUGGAGCUGCCUUGUUCUCCUCCUCUCAAGACCUACCUGAUGAUGUCCUGCUCUUCAUCAAGGCACAUCCACUGCUGGAUCCUGCUGUACCACCUGCCACCCAUCAGCCCCUCCUCACUCUCACUAGCAGAGCCCUGCUGACCCAGGUGGCGGUGGAUGGCAAGGCCGGGCCCCACAGAAACACCACAGUCCUGUUUCUUGGCUCCCACGAUGGGACGGUGCUGAAGGUGCUACCUCCAGGGGGACAGUCUCUGGGACCUGAGCCUGUCAUACUGGAAGAGAUCGAUGCCUACAGCCCUGCCCGGUGCGGUGGGAAGCGCUCAGCCCGAGCUGCGCGGCGGAUCAUCGGGCUGGAGCUGGACACUGAGGGUCACAGGCUCUUUGUGGCCUUUCCUGGCUGUAUCGUCUACCUCCCACUCAGCCGCUGUGCCCGGCAUGGGGCAUGUCAGAGGAGCUGUCUGGCUUCUCAGGACCCGUACUGUGGCUGGCAUCGGUUGAAAGGCUGUGUGACUAUCAGGGGACCUGGUGGGACUGAUAUGGAUGUGACUGGGAACCAGGAAUCCAUGGAGCAUGGUGACUGCCAAGAUGGAGCUACUGGGAGCCAGUCCGGCCCUGGAGACUCUGCUUAUGUGCUUCUGGGUCCUGGCCCUUCCCUUGAGAUCCCCAGUUCCCCCAGUGAUGCUCACCCAGGGCCCCAGUCUUCCACUCUUGGAGCUCACACGCAGGGCGUGCGCAGGGACCUUCCCCCAUCUUCAGCCUCCCGCUCCAUCCCCAUCCCACUCCUCCUGGCCUGCGUGGCGGCGGCCUUCGCCCUGGGCGCCUCCGUCUCCGGCUUCUUGGUGUCCUGCGCUUGUCGUCGCGCGCACCGCCGUCGGAGCAAGGACAUCGAGACCCCGGGGCUGCCGCGCCCUCUCUCCCUCCGCAGCCUGGCCCGGCUGCACGGUGGCGGUCCUGAGCCCCCGCCUCCGCCCAAGGAUGGAGAUGCCGCCGCCGCGCCGACGCCACAGCUCUACACGACCUUCCUGCCGCCGCCCGAGGGCGGGGGACCCCCGGGCCCGGAGCUGGCCUGCCUGCCCACCCCGGAGUCCACGCCCGAGCUGCCGGUGAAGCACCUCCGCGCCUCCGGGGGUCCCUGGGAGUGGAACCAGAACGGGAACAACGCCUCGGAGGGCCCGGGCCGCCCACGGGGCUGCAGCGCGGCGGGCGGGCCCGCGCCGCGCGUGCUGGUGAGGCCGCCCCCGCCGGGCUGCCCCGGGCAGGCGGUGGAGGUGACCACGCUGGAGGAACUGCUGCGCUACCUGCACGGCCCGCAGCCGCAGCCGCCGCCCCGCCAGGGCGCCGACGCGCUCUCCUCGGCCCCGUGCCCCUCGCGGCGGCCGCCCGCCCCGGAGCCCGGCGCCGCCCUCUUCGCGGACUCCAGCCCGCUGCCGCGGGACUGCGCGCCGCCGCCGCUGAGGCUCGACGUGCCCCAGGGCAAGCGCGCGGGCGCGGGCGCGGGCGGGCGGCCCGCCCUCUCGGCCCCGGCCCCGCGCCUGGGCGUCGGCCGCCGGCUGCCCUUCCCCACGCACCGCGCGCCGCCCCCGGCCCUGCUCACGCGCGUGCCCUCGGCGGGCCCGGCCCGGUACUCCGGCGGGCCCGGGAGGCACCUCCUCUACCUGGGCCGGCCCGACGGCUACCGCGGCCGCUCCCUCAAGAGGGUGGACGUGAAGGCCCCGCUGUCCCCCAAGCCGCCCCUCGCCGCCUCGCCGCCGCCGCAGCCCGCGCCGCACGGCGGCCAUUUUAACUUCUGACCGACGCUGCUCGCGCCCGUCCAGGCGGCCUCCCCCGGACUCCGCGGGGCUCCCGGGGCGCCCCGUCCCGCCCGCCUCGGUUUAUUUAUUGACUUUGUCUUUGCCCGCGUCCUAGAGAGAGAGGCCAGUGGCUCGCCGCUCGGAGCGCCAGCGUUCCCGGGGACCUGGCCGGCUCCCACUCCCCGCUCCCUUCCAGCCAUGCUGCCUUAAGUCGCCGCUCCGGGCUCCCGCGGACCGGGCCCCGGGCGGGCCGGCCCGGGCUGGAGCCGCGCGCUACCGUGUACAGAGUCCUCGGGCCUCGCGGGGCCGGGACGUGCCGCCUCCUACUGUGUAGGAGCCCCCGCUCCCCAAUACAGCCGUGUCCCCCCCGGCCGCUGCCUGGCUCGUACUCGCGCGGUGCGGGAGGGAGAGGAGAGGGCCCUCGGGGGGCCGGGGGCCCCUGAAUGCCUGCCUCCGCUUCGCCCCGGCCCCCCGAGUCUCUCCAGAGCCCUCGGCUCGGCAGCUCUCCUCCCACCGGGGUUAAUCAGGAAAGGUUUCCUGAAGGAGGCAAGCGAAGACAUGGUGUGUGUGUGGGGUGAGCCAGGGCCCAGGAGAGCCGUGGUGCAGAUCCGGGGUGCAGGGGAAGGCCCGCAGCAGGGUUCUGGAUAGAGGGCAGGCACCUUUCCAUGGCCUACACGAUGGGGGUGGGGGAGGGAACUUUUGGAGAAAUAAAACGAAGCUGCUGCGUGA
Molecule: messenger RNA, 3790 nt
Organism: Peromyscus leucopus (white-footed mouse)
Lineage: Eukaryota; Metazoa; Chordata; Mammalia; Rodentia; Cricetidae
Gene: Sema6c
Product: semaphorin 6C
Biological process (GO): neural crest cell migration; negative regulation of axon extension involved in axon guidance; axon guidance
Molecular function (GO): semaphorin receptor binding; chemorepellent activity
Source: RefSeq, a predicted model, not a curated record